This is a messenger RNA of Leptopilina heterotoma, 2481 nucleotides long. It is a transcript of the gene Tango11, whose product is annotated as transport and Golgi organization protein 11. NCBI's taxonomy places the organism in Eukaryota, Metazoa, Arthropoda, Insecta, Hymenoptera, Figitidae. The transcript has 5 exons. The coding region runs from base 131 to 820 and encodes 229 amino acids. The record is from RefSeq and is a predicted model, not a curated record.
UUCUUGAAAACCCAUAAUGGCGCCAUUAUUUUCUGAAACAGUUUGGCUUUAUGGUUUUUGAACGGAACUCUCUCCUCAAGAAGACAUUCGAUAAAAUAACAACUCCGAUUAAAUAAUAAAAUAAAAGAAAAUGUCUAAGGCUUUUAGCUCAGCACGUUUUAAUGGAGAGGCUGAUAAUUUUUUCGAUUCUAACUUCACUCGUGACAUCAAUAACCGAAUGCGAGUGCCAAAAAAUAUUCAAGUAAAUGGCGAAUUUGCUGAUGAGGAAAAUAAUAGCACAAAUGGAUCAACUUGGAGUCAAAUAUUAGCGAACGAUAAAUACGAAAUGCACGUUCCGGAUAGAAUUCUUGUCGUUGGACAAGAACAACAUAUAGGAACUAAAUCGAUUCCAAGGGAAAUAACUUUGGAAAAUGCUGUUCUAAAACCAGCAGAUACAGGUUUAGUGCGAAUGCAGACUCCACCUAGAGUUUUGACAUUAGACAAUCAUUACUUUCCGAUGCUAGAUGAUGAUGAUGAGGAUAUGCCAGUGAAUGAACCUUUGGAAAUGGUAACUGCAACUCCCAAGACUAAUCGACAAUAUAAUGACAAUCAAAUUACAAGACACGUGAGAGAACAAACGCCGUUCAAUACGACAUUGGACGUGACUCUUACACCAAGCGAGGAAGUGCAACAUUUACGACGUCAAGUUGGAAAAUUACAUCGACGAAUAAUUGCAGUGGAAUCCCAAAUAAUGCAACGUCAACAAAGAGAUAAGAUUCUUUAUGCAAUAUCCUUAACUUACUUCUUUCUAAAGGCUCUCUCGUGGUUGACUAGAAAUUAAAAUUCCAUCCAAAUGUCAAAAAGAGAAAAAGAAUACCAUCAGUAAAACGAAACACGCAGUGUAAUCGGAUAAAUUAUCACACAAAAAAAACUGUUCACUACUGCUCGAUGAUAAAUCUUGAUUUCGAAAAUCAUUACGGAGAGACUUUCCGGGAAAUGACCUUCAACAGGAGCUUCAACAAAAACAUUAAAAGCAUUUGCACUUGUGCUCCAUACACUUGACAAAAAUACUGUUCUGAUUUUCGAGGAAAAUUUGAGUUUUGACAGUUUUUUCGAAGUUCACAUUUCUGUAAAUGAGGAUUCAUUUUUCCCUUUCUAAUUAGUUUUUUAAAAAAAAACAAAAAUUAGUUUAUUAUUAUUUGGACUUGAUAUGUUCAAGAUUGGAUUUUUAAUGGUAAACGCGCAGUGAGUAAAAAAAAAAUGAAUUAAUACAUUGCGUGAAAGGCUAAUUUUUAUUAUUUAAAUUUUUUCAAAUUACGGCCAGACGAAGAAAUAUUCCAAUAAAAGUAGUAAUAAAAUGCAAUUAGGAAGUAUUUUUUAAUUUUAACACUACUUCGAAAAAUUGAAUAUAAUUUGAAUUACAUAAACUUAAUUUGACUUUGAAUUUAAAAUGAAAAAAGAAUGCAAAAUUUUUCGUUAAUUUAAUUUAAUAAUUCUAUUUUUAAUAGAAAAUUGUAAAAAUAAGUUUAUACUACUUUUUUGUAAUAUUUUUUCUCCAUUUUUUUUUCUUUUUUUUCUAUUUUCCCUCAAUUUUGUAUAAUUAUUCGAACUUAUUUAAUAUUUGUUUUUUAAGAGUAAUAUAAAAAAGAAAUUCGAUUGUGCGAAGAGAAGUUAUACAAUAAUUCAGCAUUUUACGUCUUCUACGAUUGAUUUAUUUUUAUUAAGAGUUGUAGAGUCUUUAAAAAAAAAUACGAUUUUAACCAAUCGCCUCUGUACCUAAUAUACAAUAUGCCAUAAAUAUUUUAAAAUUUAUUCAUUUUAGUGUUUAGAUACGAGUCGAAAUUAGAUCGAUGAUUAAUUGUAAAUCUCAAUUUCAUUUUUGUUUAUAAAAAAAAAAAAGAAAACAAUCUUUAACACUAGUCUAUUGAGUAAAUAAGAGAAUUUUUUUUUUACUUUUGGGAGAAAAAAGUAUAUUGCAUUUUUUUUUGCAAAUUAUGUGUAGUGUCUUAAUUUUUUCCUAAUAUUAAUUUUUAUGUUUCUGUAAAAAUUAACUGUUAUUCGUAUACUUGUUAUUUCCCAUUUAAUUUUUAAGUGUAUAAAGGUUGUAAAGAAAAAGAGAAAAUUAGUAAAAGGAAAAAGUAUUAUAAAUAAAUAAUAGUCGAUGACAGUAAAGAAAUUGAGUAAAAUAUAUUAAAGCAGUAACAAAAAAAAAGAUAGUUUAGUGUAUUUAAAAAUUACAUUAUUCAUUGAUCAUUCCUGUACUAAUAAAAAUGUAUUUCAUCGAAAGAAGAAGAAAAAUCAUUUUUCUCUUGAAUAAUAUUUGUCAAAAGAAAAAAAUGAUUAUUUCAAAAACUUUUUCUUCAGUGGAAGUGUUAUAAAAGCCCGGAGUUGGAAUGUUUGUUGUACUUGCCUAAGAGGCCAUUAAAAAUAUAUACUUGUACAUUUAUAAUAUAUUCUUUUGUGAUUAUAGGCGAAAAAAUAAAUAUAAUUAGACAAACGAAA